GGGAGAUGCAAAUAAAGCAGCAAGCUGAGCUCAGAUAUGGAAGCUUGUUCCAGCAGCACAAACCGAAAACGAAGUGGUAUGCAUGGAGCUGCCUGAGAAUUGCAAGUAGAUGUCAGUAACACCAUGAACCCAGCCAGUGGCGCUGCUGAAAACCGACAGCACUCUCACAGUAGAAAGCAGCAACGAGCCUCUUCUCCGGCUAGAUUCCGGGACAUUAACUCGAGGCCCUCCAUCAAGACUUCGCUGGCUGGCAAAGCCAAUGCGUUGAAACAGGGUUACCACCCCGGCCGGAUUCCCAGCCAGGCAGCUGCAAACGCUAAGGAAAAGCCGAGCAGACCAGCGGCAACUGUCCGCCCCCUUGGUGCUGAAAGGGAGGUCGCGGCGGCCCGUGACGGUGGCGGAGAAGAGGGAGAACAAAACUCUGAGCCAAACCCUGCAAAAAGCGGCCGUGCACCGGGCAUCGCCGAGCUACCGGUGGUAGCGCUGCAGCGGCAGCAGCCGGCGGGUGGGGGCGGGGAGCCGGGUGUAGACGGCGAGCGGCCGGGACGCGCCGACGCGGGAGCGGCGCCGCCCAGCGUGGGCAAGGCGCUGCCUGCUGGUGCCGCCAUGCACACCAAAGGUGCAGCCGAGCUGGAGGAGAGGGCGGCGGGAGACUCCAACAUGGAGGCGAUGACGGAGCAAGAAGAAAGCCUGCAGAAUGAGAUCGAGAAACUGCGCUCGGAAAACCUGGGCCUGAAGAACGAGAUCGAGGAGAUGCGAACAGAAAUGGACGAAAUGAGGGACAGUUUUUAUGAGGAGGAUGCCUGCCAGCUGCAGGACCUCCGGCGAGAGCUGGAGCGAGCCAACAAGAACUGCCGGAUCCUGCAAUACCGCCUGCGCAAGACCGAGAGGAAAAGGAUGAGGUUCGCCCAGACCGGCGAGAUGGACAACGAGCUCCUGAGAAGUCUGGAACAAGACCUUAAGGUUGCCAAAGACGUGUCUGUCCGACUGCACCACGAAUUGGAAAACGUUGAGGAAAAACGCACCAAAACAGAGGAAGAAAAUGAAGCCUUGCGUCAGCAGUUAAUAGAGGCUGAAAUUACCAAGCAAGCAUUACAGAAUGAAUUGGACAAAAUAAAAGAGUCUUCAUUAAAGCGACGCGGAAGUAAAGAUCUGCAAAAAUCUGAAAAGAAGUCCCAACAAACUCAAGAGGAGGACAAUGAUGAUAAUAAAUGCCAACUACAGUUCAUCAAGACAGCAAUUUUAAUGCGUAAGAAAAGCAAAAUUGAUAAAGAGAAAGACAGGCUGGAGCGGAAUUGCAAAAAGUACAGGUCAUUUUAUGGGGAUCUGGAUAGCCCUUUGCCAAAAGGUGAAGCAGGAGGGCCUCCUACAACCAGAGAAGCUGAACUCAAACUACGUCUACGAUUGGUAGAAGAAGAAGCUAAUAUCCUGGGGAGAAAAAUUGUUGAACUUGAGGUUGAAAAUAGAGGGUUAAAGGGCCUGAGUUGGAUGAUGUAAGGUCCCACUAUGAAAAGGAGGAUGAAGCUGUGUCCUGAACUAAGGCAGAACUUGCAAACUGGUUGAGAUGAAGCUGAGUUACUGAGACGAAAUCUGGCUGACUUAGAAGACCAAAAUAAACGACUUUCAGCUGAAGUUAAUAAAUACAAGUAUAAAAACAGGACUGCACAAGAUGCUUCCAGGAAUAAUGAGAAUUCCAAAGUUACAGAAGUGCUACAAGAAGAACUAAAGGCAGCUAGGAUGCAAAUCAAUGAACUCAGUGGCAAAGUCAUGCAGCUACAAUACGAAAAUCGUGUACUGAUGUCCAAUAUGCAACGCUAUGACCUGGCGUCCCAUUUGGGUAUCCGUGGAAGCCCCAGAGACAGUGAUGCAGAAAGUGAUGCAGGGAAAAAAGAAAGUGAUGAUGAUACUCGGCCUCCUCACCGUAAAAGAGAAGGACCCAUUGGUGGAGAAAGUGACUCGGAAGAAGUUCGCAACAUCAGGUGUUUACAGACUCCACCCAAGGUUCUUAUUUUCUACAGAUGGCAGAUUGCCUUCAAAAAAAUCUCAAGGACCGACAACAGAUGUCAGACAUACGGGCUGGAGGCAGAGCGACCUGAGCAGAACUAUAGACGAUUGAUCACAGACACAAGCACAAUAAUACCGAAGCAAGAAUUUACGUUGGCAAAUGGUGAUCUGUUUGGCAGAAUUGAGGAAGAAGAUGAAAGCAGCAGGAUCAGAGAACACGAACUUCUCUACAGAAUCAAUGCUCAGAUGAAAGCGUUUAGGAAGGAGCUGCAGACUUUCAUAGACAGACUAGAGGUACCAAAAACAACAGAUGAAAAAAAUACAGAGGAACCUUUGUCUGUUAGUCAGAUGUUUCAACCUAUUAUUUUACUUAUUCUCAUCCUUGUAUUAUUUUCAUCAUUGUCCUACGCUACCAUAUUUAAAUUGGUUUUUCUUUUCACACUUUUCUUUGUUCUGUAGAAUCCCCAUCUACUUCAGUAUGCUACCUUUUUAGUUUGUUCAUUUAUUUUAAUACCUCAUCAAGAAAUUGGCAAAUACAAAAUAACACACUUAGCGAUCAAGACAUUACAGAAUCAAAUAUGCAAACUGUUUAAAACUGGAGACUACCAAUUUUCAACGUGGAUUUUUACACAAAGCCAUUAGAUGAAAAAGCGUCCAAGUUAAUGAAUGGUGACUGGUGCAUUGGUUGCUUUUGAGCAGGCAGCACACUGGUCAACACUCACUGAAGACCCAGAAAGCAGGAGGAGAGGAGCAGCUUGGAGAGAGCCUAACUUAUAUGAAUUAAGUUCUCCUGUAGUGCAGAUUUUCCUUUUGAGGAAUGUGUUACAGACAGACCUGGACUGCAUCUUUUGUAAUUGUCUGCAACUUUGGGAUCUUCAUUUGAAAGCAGAACUCCUGAAUUUGCAGCCAGUUGUUCUUCAUCAAGGGACUUUGCUUCCACAUAGACUCCACCAGCAAAGAAAUGUGAAGAUGUGCCAGAUCUUCAACACUUAUUAUGGAGAAUCUGCUCAAAUAACUGCAAGGU
Molecule: messenger RNA, 3028 nt
Organism: Pristis pectinata (smalltooth sawfish)
Lineage: Eukaryota; Metazoa; Chordata; Chondrichthyes; Rhinopristiformes; Pristidae
Product: protein SOGA3
Biological process (GO): regulation of autophagy
Source: RefSeq, a predicted model, not a curated record